AGCUUUCCUUGGUUUAUCGGUGAAAUCCAUGGCAACUAGAGAUAGACAACAAAAGUAGUCAGACUACAAGUAACAACAAUGGAGAUGGACGGUAAGAUAGUGGAAAACUAAACGUUAGCUAGGUACUGUAGCGAACCCAGCAAUCAACGGUCAGCUCGAACAGUUAUUUGUUCAAGUUAAAAAGUUGAACUUUGUUCUUUCAAAUCAACAACGCCAGAUAUGACAGCUUUUUAGUUUCACAGUCCAAAGUGCGAAAAAGUCGUGGUUUCUGAAGUGAACAAGUUACUGUACAAGUAACGUUAGACUUAUUUCUUUCAACAUGCCUUUAUCGAGAAAACAAAGUGGGUGUCUUGUGUGAAACUCCCGAGAGGUAGACAGGGUGACUCAUUUAGUAUCAGACGUUACCAGUGACGGGUUUGGUAAUGGGAGAGGUGUGUGUGCGGGUUGCGGUUCGGGUCAGACCGUUGUUUCCCAAAAAUGUGCUCCACAACCACCAGCUGUGUGUGGUGCCCGACACCGUCCAGGUGAUGCUGGGUAGCGACCCCACGCCUUUGGACCGACGGCACGGGCAGGUUUACAAGUCCUGUGUCAAACCCCUGGUGGCAUCUCUAGUUGACGGCUCCAAUGCUACAGUGUUCGCCUAUGGACAAACCGGGUCUGGAAAGACAUACACCCUUGGUGGGGGACAUGUAGCAUCUUUGCCGGAGGAGGAGAGUGGGAUCAUUGGUCGAGUUGCAGCAGAUCUGUUUGUGCUCUUGGGGGAGAGGAGGGCUGCGGAUGCCAGGGCUGCGGUUGACGUUAGGGUGUCCUACAUGGAACUGUACCAGGAGGAGCUCAGGGACCUGCUGGAGGUCCAGACUGGCAACAAGGAGCUGCAUGUCAGAGAGGAUGACAGGGGUAACACUGUGGUAGUUGUGGCAAGAGAAACUGUGAAUACCUCCGCUGAGGAGUUGCUGAGCGUCCUGGAGGCUGGCAAUGCCCUGAGGCACACUGGCCCCACUCAGAUGAACGAGCGCUCCAGCCGCUCUCAUGCUAUCGUUACCCUACAGCUGACGCAGGAUGACCACGACAAUGGCUCCCUCCGCUCCUCUAAACUCCACCUGGUGAAUCUGUCUGGGUCAGAGCGGGCUGCACGCACCAGGAACACAGGCCUGCUGGUGUUGGGCAACGUCAUCCUCGCACUCUCCAAUCGCCGCCACAACCAUGUGCCGUACCCGCGCAUCCUCCGGGACUCACUGGGCGGCUCUGCCCACACACUGAUAGUGGCCUGCGUCAGCCCUUCCCACCACAGUUUCGCAGAGACGCUGAGUGUGCUUCAGUUUGCCUCACGGCCAUGCUACGUGAAGAACCAGCCUGGGUUGUGUCCUGCCAGGGCGUGUUCGGGCUGGCAGCCUGGAGAGGCUCGUGUGGGGGAGCUGGAGCAGGAGGUCCAGACUCUGAGAGAGGCACUGAGAGAGAAGGAUAAGACAAGGAGAGGGAUUGCUUUGAGUGACAGCACCAAACAGGCCACUCAGGAGGAGCGUGAUGACAGGGGGGCGGCUCUAGUGGAGGAGUCCCAGUACCGCUGCCUUGCACAGGACGCUGCCUUCCUAUUGGAGGAGCUCCAGAACUCCAUGCGGAGUCCUGCUCUGCAGCAGCGUUUGCAGGAAUGGCUGGAGAGACACAGGGAGCUUAGCCACUCCGGCCACACUGGCUAUCAACAACCUGUGGGGGGUGCAGGGGAUGAGUCUCAACAGAUCACCAUCCUCCAGCUCAGACGUGAGCUCAAGAACUGCCAGGAUACUCUGGCUAUAGACAAGCAGGUGUUUGACCUGAGGGAAUCUGAGCUGGAGCAGGUGUAGAGGCAGGUGCAAACACUGCUACAGGAGAAACAGACACACCUCCAGUCCUUACAGGAGGAGAGGGAGUACAGACAAAUUAAGGUAGAGAGAGAGAGGAUAUUGAGAUACGAGGAUUGAAUGGGGCAUUUCUACAGUGGGUGAUGACUGAUGUUUUUUCCGUUGGUUGGGCGUGCAGAAGGAGCAGCUGGUGGAACAGCAGCUGUUGAUAGAUCGUCUCUGUGGUGACCUCCUGACCUUCAGGAUGGGAUCCUUUAGACCCUCGCUGGACACUGGGGCUUCUGGGAAGUCAGCGAGGAGACCUCAGUGUUCCCAUGAUCAGCCAAGGCCAUGGUUGUACGAGGAAGGUGUGUGUGUGGUGUGUGUUUGUGUGGGGCUGUGGCGGUCACAAAAUUAUUGUCAGCUGGUGAUUGUCAAGCAAAUAACUGUCAGUCUCCGGUAAUUGACCGU
This is a messenger RNA of Oncorhynchus tshawytscha (Chinook salmon), 2288 nucleotides long. Its product is annotated as kinesin-like protein KIF27. Lineage: Eukaryota; Metazoa; Chordata; Actinopteri; Salmoniformes; Salmonidae. The record is from RefSeq and is a predicted model, not a curated record. Gene Ontology annotation, biological process: microtubule-based movement; mitotic spindle organization. Gene Ontology annotation, molecular function: microtubule motor activity; microtubule binding; ATP binding.